Cylicocyclus nassatus is the source of this 1711-nucleotide messenger RNA. The record is from the annotation of a GenBank genome assembly. NCBI's taxonomy places the organism in Eukaryota, Metazoa, Nematoda, Chromadorea, Rhabditida, Strongylidae.
UGUAUUCAUUUUUGUACAGUACAGCAUUCUCUUUCUCGAAUUCGGCAAUGUCUGCUGAAUUGUGGUUGUCUUUUACACUGCGACAUGAACCUUAUUUCAGCUAUGGGCAACAAAGACGAGCAGGUUGUGCUCGCUCAUCGUGAUGAAUUUGGUGGCGUGGUACUGCAACAUGACGUUGGUCCGGAGAUGAGGAGAACGUUGAGCGAACAAGAAGAGUGGGCAAUCGAACAUGCAAAGUUGCACGAAAAACAUAAGGGACAUGAACAAAUGCAUCUGGAAAUGAUGCUAAUACUUAUCGUAACUCUUGUGGUCGCUCAAGUUUUCUUGGUGCAGUGGAAGAAGAGACAUUUUAAAUCUUACCAACUGUGUACGUUACUGGGCAUGUGGCUGAUUCCCGUGUACGUAUGUUUAUCUCGUAGUUGGUAUAGAUUUCUCGUGACUUGGGUAAUAUACACCAUAUGCUCAACUUGGAUAUGGCGAAAAUCCACUGAAGAUCAUAUAAGCGGAACAACUCCGAGACUUGUUUAUAAAUGGUUUCUAUUUCUUCAUAAGCUGAGCUAUGUUUUGGGAAUAGCUGGCUACAUAAUAAUGAUAUUUACACUCAUGGGACUAAAUUUUAUCUUUGGACUACAAUCGACUACAUGCAUGGAUGCAGGGAUCCUUCUGCUGUUUUAUGGUUUAUAUUAUGGAGUUCUUGGCCGCGAUUUUGCUCAUAUUUGCACUGAUAGAAUGGCUUGCAAGAUAGGAUAUUUCACUCACGAUGGUCUACCCAAGAAGCACUUAGAUGACGGUGUCUGUGCGGUGUGUGAUAAUCGCCUUGUCGCGAACGUCAGCGAUACGGACGAUGAAGAAGCUGAAGAGGAGAAGACUUAUAGGUUGUCAUGCGGUCAUACUUUCCAUGAAUUUUGCAUUCGCGGUUGGUGUGUAGUCGGGAAACUGCAAACGUGCCCGUACUGCAAAGAGAAAGUCGACCUCAAAAGGAUGUUCAAAAAUCCUUGGGAGAAACCGCAUCUAUUCUAUGGUCAGCUGCUAGAUUGGAUCCGCUAUCUCGUCUGCUGGCAACCUCUCAUAGUUACUUUCGUUCAAGGACUUAAUCAUAUCCUUGGUUUGGAAUGAUUAUCUGUUAUCUUGACUGAACUUUUGUAUGGGUUCUCUAAACUGUUUUAGCUUUUUUUUUCAUUGUUGGUCUUAUCGAACCUUCUAUGCUUUGUUUAUCUGAAAAUAAUGUUUGUUACUGUAAUAAUUCUAAACUGCAAGUAUUGUAUUGGAAACAUGACUUCUAAUAACUGAUCAAUGACUUUUGGUGAAGCAAUCUCUCCAGCAUCAAAAGGUGUUCAUAUAUCUUUUUGUGCAUAAUUUCCUUCAUUGGUUACAAUAUUAAUAGUUGUCUAUCAUGUCUGUCAUCUUGCCUGUCUCAGCGUAUUAGUCUCUCUUCUUAGCAUUUAGCAACAUUCUAACUUGAAUGUCCGACAAAUGUGCUGGUCCUUGGUUUCAUUGUACAGUCAGCGCUUCCCUAUACAAGGCAAUUUCUUAUCUGUGAUAACACAUCUUCUCAUCACCUUGUUAUUGCUCCACUUUAUUUCAUAGAAGCUUUUGCAGCAGAUCCAUAUACAGCCAGCCACUGAAGAUGUGUCUUCUUGCCAAAUAAUGUAUCUGCUUGUUGUUUUAAAGAAUCCUUUCUUUCUUGAGGUUAUCAAAUAAAAGAUUAUAA